AUGGCAGAGGUUCACGCGUUGGAUAAUUAUUAUCUUGCCAUUACCCUCCUGAUAACAAUAGGGUAUCAAAUGUUUUUCUUUACAAUAGCUUAUGCAAAACAAUUCGACAAAUUAACAGAUUUUGCCGGCGGUUCAAAUUUUGUUGUGCUCGCGGUCGUAACACUGGCAUUUAGUGGUCAUCAUCACGCUCGCCAGAUUGUUACUUCCCUAUUCCUUAUCGCCUGGGCUGUUCGAUUGUCUGGUUUUCUUCUUUUCAGAAUCAUCAAGACAGGAAAGGAUGACCGCUUCGACGACAAACGCGGGAAAUUCUGGUCCUUUUUAGGCUUCUGGGUAUUCCAGAUGCUAUGGGUCUGGACUGUCUCGCUGCCUGUGACAGUGCUGAAUUCUCCAAAUGUCACGCGCUAUCCUCAACCCAAAUUUGGCACAGGCCGUGAUAUUGCCGGAAUAAUCUUAUACGCCCUCGGUUUUGGUUUUGAAAGUAUCUCUGAUAUUCAAAAAUACCGCUUCAAACGGAGACACUCUGAACCUGGCGCCUUCUGUAACGCUGGAUUGUUUUCUUGGAGUCGCCAUCCCAAUUAUUUCGGAGAGAUUAUCAUUCAAUUUUCAAUAUACAUGAUAGCUGUGUCACCUGCAGCGUAUGGGUAUGUCCAUGGCCAGGCCUAUAACGCCUUGUAUGCCACCAUCCUGGGGCCCUUCUUCCUCACUAUUCUUCUACUCUUCGUCUCCGGCCUACCACUGCAGGAAAGGCCUACGGCAAAGAAACGCUAUGAGAAAGGGACCAACUGGGACGCUUAUGCAGAGUAUUUACGACGAACGAGUAUCCUUUUGCCUUUCCCGCCUAGCAUCUACGUUCAUAUGCCUACCUUUUUGAAGAGGACUAUCUUUCUGGAAUUUCCCAUCUAUGUAUUCGACCCGGCAAAGCAUGGAGACGGCGGGAAAGGUGUCGACUCAUCCGCCCAGAGUGGUCAUGGUCGUCUGUCCGGUGACGGUGAGGAGGAUGGCCGCCGUCUAGUGCAUGACGGACAGAAUCAAGUUUAAUACAAGUCUUUUGUACAACCUUCAAAACUGAAUCAGAGGUCUUUCGAGUGAUCGUCACUCGUAAUCGGACUGGAAAUGGACCGAAC
Xylona heveae TC161 is the source of this 1124-nucleotide messenger RNA. RefSeq names its product DUF1295-domain-containing protein. Bases 1 to 1038 code for a protein of 345 amino acids. Gene Ontology annotation, biological process: lipid metabolic process. Gene Ontology annotation, cellular component: membrane. The transcript has 3 exons. Gene Ontology annotation, molecular function: oxidoreductase activity, acting on the CH-CH group of donors. The record is from RefSeq and is a predicted model, not a curated record. Lineage: Eukaryota; Fungi; Ascomycota; Xylonomycetes; Xylonales; Xylonaceae.